This is a messenger RNA of Phyllostomus discolor (pale spear-nosed bat), 3382 nucleotides long. RefSeq names its product pantothenate kinase 1 (gene PANK1). Gene Ontology annotation, molecular function: pantothenate kinase activity; ATP binding. NCBI's taxonomy places the organism in Eukaryota, Metazoa, Chordata, Mammalia, Chiroptera, Phyllostomidae. Gene Ontology annotation, cellular component: nucleus; cytosol. The transcript is spliced from 7 exons. Bases 232 to 2028 code for a protein of 598 amino acids. The record is from RefSeq and is a predicted model, not a curated record. Gene Ontology annotation, biological process: coenzyme A biosynthetic process.
UAAGGUUUGAGGGUGGGAACGACGUGAAUGACCUUGCAGAGGUAUCUAGCCCACCAGGGACAAGAUUAACAAACCCGAAACCUCUACAAAUAUUUAACGUCUUCCUCCUGCAUUCCUCCGGAAGCUUCUCGUUUCUCUCUCGCCCACCUCGUCCAGCCUCCUCUCUGCUCGCUCGGCUAGACAAAGCCCAACCCGCCCAUCUCUUUGCAAACCCAGAGAACUUCAGUCCCCAUGUUGAAAGUCGUCGGCGGCGGUGGCGGGCAGGACUGGGCAUGCUCAGUAGCAGGGACAGGUCUGGGAAGCGAGGAAGCCGCGUUUGAAGUCGCGCGGCUCGUGGAUCGGAGGGAGGUGGGCUGCGGGGGCCCCGGUUGGGGGUGCGCGGAAAUCUCAGAUUCCGCGCCCGGGGCGGGCAUGCUUCAGGCGGGUGGGGCGGAGACCGCAUGCGGGGGGCAGGACGCGGAGGAGCUGGUGGAGCCGGUAGGAGGAGGGGAGGAGCGCUCAGCUCGCCAUCCCCCGGCGCCGGCUCUGCGGCUGCUGAAUCGGAAGCCGCAGGGAGGAUCCGGGGAAAUAAAGACGUCCGAGAAUGACCUCCAGCGAGGCCGCCUGAGGCGGGGCCCGCGAGCUGUCCCACCAGCCUCCAGUAUGGGUGACUACGGUGGACAGGCUGAACGCUCAGCCCUUCACGCCCCGGCGACCCCCCCGGGCGCUGGCGCUGCUGCGGUGAACGGGCUGCUGCAGAACGGCUUCCACCCACCGCCCGUCCAGCCGCCGCGCCUCUGCAGCCGGGGCCCCGCGGGCGUCGGUGACGCCGCGCCCCCGCGCCUACCGCUCCUGCCGGAGCUCAAGCCGCAGCCGCCUCCCCCUCAGCACGACUCCCCGGCCAAGAAAUGCCGCCUCCGGAGGAGGAUGGACUCCGGAAAGAAGAACAGGCCGCCAUUUCCAUGGUUUGGCAUGGAUAUCGGUGGAACAUUGGUUAAGUUGGUCUACUUUGAACCGAAGGACAUUACAGCUGAAGAGGAGCAAGAGGAAGUGGAGAACCUGAAGAGCAUCAGGAAGUAUUUGACUUCUAACACCGCUUAUGGGAAAACUGGGAUCCGAGAUGUCCACCUGGAACUGAAAAACUUGACCAUGUGUGGGCGCAAAGGGAACCUGCACUUCAUCCGCUUCCCCACCUGUGCCAUGCACCUGUUCAUUCAGAUGGGCAGCGAAAAGAACUUCUCCAGCCUUCACACCACUCUCUGUGCCACGGGAGGCGGGGCUUUCAAGUUCGAAGAGGACUUCAGAAUGAUUGCGGACCUGCAGCUCCAUAAACUGGACGAACUGGAUUGUCUGAUUCAGGGCCUGCUCUACGUCGACUCUGUUGGCUUCAACGGCAAGCCGGAAUGUUACUAUUUUGAAAAUCCCACAAAUCCCGAAUUGUGUCAAAAAAAGCCGUACUGCCUUGAUAACCCGUACCCUAUGCUGCUGGUGAACAUGGGCUCAGGUGUCAGCAUCCUAGCCGUGUACUCCAAGGACAACUAUAAAAGAGUUACAGGGACCAGUCUUGGAGGUGGAACAUUCCUAGGCCUAUGUUGCUUGCUGACUGGUUGUGAGACCUUUGAAGAAGCUCUGGAAAUGGCAGCUAAAGGCGACAGCACCAAUGUUGAUAAGCUGGUGAAGGACAUUUACGGAGGAGACUAUGAACGAUUUGGCCUUCAAGGAUCUGCUGUAGCAUCAAGCUUUGGCAACAUGAUGAGUAAGGAAAAGCGAGAGUCCAUCAGCAAGGAAGACCUCGCCCGAGCCACACUGGUCACCAUCACCAACAACAUUGGUUCCAUUGCUCGGAUGUGUGCGUUGAAUGAGAAUAUUGACAGAGUUGUCUUUGUUGGGAAUUUUCUCAGAAUCAAUAUGGUCUCCAUGAAGCUACUAGCAUAUGCCAUGGAUUUUUGGUCCAAAGGACAGCUAAAAGCUCUGUUUUUGGAACACGAGGGUUACUUUGGAGCUGUUGGGGCACUGUUGGAACUGUUCAAAAUGACCGAUGACCAGUAGGGAGGAGCCACAGAUGGGGCAGAGACCUGAGAACCGCUGCUGGAAAAGGUGGAAGCUGCUGUGGGACGGAAGCCAAGCCAUUCAUGGCAGAUGUACCUGCUAGAUUUGUAAAUAACCUAAAAUCCUUCUAGCUGAUCUUUUACUCUUGAGUUUUGAGCUUAUGAUUCAAAAUGGGAAAUACAAGAGUUUUUUUCUGUAUACCGUAUUUUUAAGAAAAAACAACAUUUUGUGCAGCGUGGCCAAACCUACCAAUUUUAUGCAUUAACUUUGCAAAGUUGUAUGAUGUUUAAGAAGGACCUGAAAAUUUAAGUGCUGUUUAUACUUCUUCUGGGGUUUACUGAUCAGUGUGGUAAUUUUAAAUUCGUUUAGUAAUUACUCUAGGAGAUUUUACCUUUACUUAUAUUUUUCAUGACGUUUCAUGAUUUGCUGUUGGUUUCAGAUGAAACUACAAAUCUAGCAUGUUUUACUGUGAACACUAUUUCGUUUGUGUUUGUGUAUCUUUUAUUGUCUUGUUUUUUUUCUGUUUGAAUGUCUUAUGGAGAAAGAGUCUUCCCCAUUUCUGUCCUUGGAUGACUCCCCUUCGCCGCCAUGCCUUCCUUCACUGUAGUUGUUCAGAUUAAUCAAGGUGCUGUCCAACUCAAUACAAAGUUAACCAUGAGACCUAAAGCUCUCAAAAGUGCCCUCAAAGGGGAAACUCUGAAAGUGUUCAUAAAUGUAAGGAGUCUGGCAAAAGUUGAAAAUUAUGUGCAAUUUUGUCAUAUCCCUCAUGAAUCUGCCCUAUGAUGAAAUGUCCUCAUUUAUGCACAGCAUAUGAAGGGCAGCAAACCCUGGUGCGAGACAUUGGCAUUCACAGAACACAGUCUCCCAGGAGAUUAACUGCUCCCAUUGGGAGAUUGAGGGGAAGUCGUGGAUCGAGGUAUCAGGUAGUAACAUCUUUUUGUUUUGUACAUGUAUAUGCCUAGGAGCUUUGUAACAUGUCAUCUUAAAUAAUAAUAAAGUUAUUUCAUUUCAAAUAUUUUCAACUAAAAAUGGUGUUUCAGUCCUAGUUGCUAAAAUUUAAAAAAAAUGAUGCUGGUACAUAUUUUUUUUUUAAAGACAUCAUUGGAACUGAUGAGUAACUUUCAAAUGUGAAUCUAGAUGGACAUUGAAACACAUUCGACCUAACAAUUAAGAACUAAUUAAUAGUGUGAAUUGAGCGUCUUGUCAAAAGGGAUUUUGCAAGGGCGUUGCUCCAUGAGGAAGCUUUCCUUCUCUGCCUUCUGAGCACCCCUUUAGUUUCCAUAUCAAGGCUUAAAGUUGAUGUUAAUUGAAGUAUUCACUUGUCUGGUUGAAAUAAAGCCUGUUUCUGUUGUGA